Megalops cyprinoides (Indo-Pacific tarpon) is the source of this 10321-nucleotide messenger RNA. It is a transcript of the gene dchs1a, whose product is annotated as dachsous cadherin-related 1a. The transcript has 21 exons. Gene Ontology annotation, molecular function: calcium ion binding. Gene Ontology annotation, biological process: homophilic cell-cell adhesion. The record is from RefSeq and is a predicted model, not a curated record. Gene Ontology annotation, cellular component: plasma membrane. The coding region runs from base 419 to 10321 and encodes 3300 amino acids. NCBI's taxonomy places the organism in Eukaryota, Metazoa, Chordata, Actinopteri, Elopiformes, Megalopidae.
UGUAGACCAGACGGGUGAGGUAGUGGAGACCGCGAUACUGAACCCAGAUAAAGCGGAGAGACGCUCGUGUCGCAACACAAUCGAAGGAGAAGCACAGAGGCAUCUCUAAAAUUGGAAACCCAUGCCCACCUGGAAAGGAACACGGGGAAAACUAUAUCUGCAGGAAGUCACAGGAGCACAGAGACAAUAACCUGAAAAGGGAUACAAAUAGGGAUAUUCCCCCCUCUUCCCCAAAAAUGGAUAUAAUGUAGGGUACUACUCGCAAACUGAAUGAUUUUGUAUGAUUUCUCCUUUACUCAGCGGCGACGAAGGGUUGCAAAUACAUCUGCAUACAAAUUGGAUUUUUUUCUGUUAUAACGGACGCACAGAUAAAGAACUAGAGCAGGAACAGAUGAAUGCUUAGGAGGAAGCAGUCGGCAUGAGGGCAGUGGCUUCGGACAGAGGUACAGGGAAGGCUACGAUGGAUCCGCUGCAGAAACAAGGGACCUGGAACAAAAAGAUGCUGCUGUUGCUGUACGUUGCCCUGGAGCUUAUGACCGUACACUCGUCCACAGUCCUGGGAACACUGGAGCUACAGCUGGAUGAGGAGCAGCCUGCCGGCACCAUCGUGGGGGACAUCAGCGCCGGCCUGCCCCCCGGCGUCACAGCCUCACUCUUCUUCAUCUCGGACCACGAGGGCACUGGCGUGGGCAGCGACCUCAACAUCGACGAAACCACGGGCAUCAUCAAGACGGCCAAAGUGCUGGACAGGGAGGUGAGGGACCGGUACAACUUUAUCGCCGUUACCAUGACUGGGGUGACGGUGGAGGUGACCAUUGUGGUGAAUGACAUCAACGACCACGCUCCGACGUUCCCCAGAAAAAGGGCCACCUUCAAGAUCCCGGAGCAGACGGCAGUGGGCACCAGGUUCCCCCUGGAGCCGGCCCCAGAUGCUGACAAGGACCAGCUCUCGACCCAGGGCUACCUGAUCAAAGAAGGGAAUGUGGGGCAAGCCUUCCUCCUCGAAACUAGGAGGGGUGCUAACAAGGUGCUCUACCUGGAUCUGGUCGUCAACGCCAUUUUGGACAGAGAGAAACGGUCGUCCUACACCUUGCUUCUGGAAGCCUUCGAUGGUGGCUCCCCUAAGAAGACCGGACAGAUGAUCUUGGACGUUUCUGUGCAGGACAUCAACGACAAUGCUCCCGUCUUCAAUCAGAGCCGCUACCACGCUAUGAUCUCAGAGAACCUGCAGCCGGGUAGCAACAUCCUGCAGGUAUUUGCUUCAGAUGCUGAUGAGGGAGACAAUGGAAUGGUGCUGUAUGAGAUUAACAGGAGGCAGAGCGAUCCGGAGCACUACUUUGUCAUUGAUCCUCGCAGUGGUGUGAUCACCCUUAACAAACCUCUGGACUAUGAGAUGAGGAGGGUCCAUGAGCUGGUGGUGCAGGCCAGAGAUAAUGCCACUCAGCCGGAGGUAACCAACGCUUUCGUCACCAUCCACGUGCGUGACUACAAUGACAACCAGCCCACCAUGACCAUCAUCUUUCUCAGUGAGGAUGGCUCGCCCCGGAUCUCUGAGGGGGCACAGCCUGGCCAGUAUGUAGCCCGGAUCUCUGUGACUGACCCAGAUUACGGCGAGUACUCCAACGUCAACGUCUCUUUGGAAGGUGGAGACGGCAAGUUCGCCUUGACCACUAAGGACAACAUCAUCUAUCUCAUAUGCGUGGACCAGAUCCUGGACCGUGAGGAGAGGGACUCCUAUGAGCUGCGGGUAAUGGCCACUGACUCCGGCACCCCUCCGCUCCGUGCUGAGUCCUCCUUCACCAUCCAGGUCACCGACAUCAAUGACAACCCUCCACUCUUCGACCAGCAGGUAUACCGGCAGACCAUCCCAGAGGUGGUCUUCCCUGGCAGCUUCGUGCUCCAGGUCACAGCCAGGGACAAAGACCAGGGCCCCAAUGGGGACAUACACUACAGUAUCCUGGAGGACCAUGGGACACACUCAGACUGGUUCGCCAUCGACCCCGUGACAGGGAUAAUCACCACCUCCACGCAGCUGGAUUACGAAACGGACCCUGAGCCUAAGGUGAUGGUGGUGGCCACCGACGGGGGGCGACCGCCACUUUCGUCCACGGCUGUGGUCAACGUCAUCUUGCAGGAUAUAAAUGACAAUGAGCCUGUUUUCAGCAGCAACUUCUACAAUGUGUCCAUCAAGGAGAACACGCCUGCCGGGACCUGCUUCCUUGAGGUGACGGCGACCGACGCGGAUGCCGGCUCCUUCGGGUCCAUAACCUACUCCAUGGGGUCCGGGAUUGGCAGCGUCGUCCCCACGCAGUUCGCCGUCGGCAAGGACACAGGCCAGAUCUGCACCACCGUGACGCUGGACCGGGACCAGGGCCAGUCCAGCUACGACUUCACCAUCACCGCCGUGGACGGGGGCGGCCUGAACUCGAUGGCCUACGUGAAGGUGUACCUGCUGGACAUCAACGACAACGCACCCACCUUUUACCCGGUGCACUACGCCGUCAGCCUCAGCACGCAGAGCGCCCCCGGGACCUCCGUCGUCAGGGUGACGGCCUACGACCCCGACGCGGGGAAGAACGGCAGGGUGACGUACCGCGUGGCCCCUGGAGGCGGCUCCACAUACUUCACCCUCAACAAGGACACAGGCGUGAUCUCUCUGUCCCGCUCUCUUCACGGGAAGGCCAACUCCAUCAUACCCAUGGUGAUCGCAGCCCAGGACGGGGGCGGGCUCACGGCCCCCGUCAACGCCAAAAUCAACAUCAGCAUUGUGGCCGGCUCGGUGGCGCCCCCGGUGUUCGAACAGACGCAGUACUACUUCACAGUGUCCGAGGACGUGUUGCGAGGCACAGAAGUGGGUGUAGUGCGGGCGAGCAGCAGGAACGGGUAUUCCAAGGACAUGUCCUACACCAUCUGCUCCGGUGACCCAGACGGUUACUUCACGGUGGACUCGGAGACCGGCGCUCUGCGGACAAGCUUGCCGCUGGACCACGAGGCACGGCCGUUUCUGGACCUGGAAGUCCAGGCGCAGAGCGGCUCUCCUCCCGCCUUCGGGCAGGCCCGGGUGCGUAUCACCAUCGCCGAUGUCAACGACAACGCCCCCACCUUCCUGCCCUCAUCCUCCGAGUCCCUCCUCCUUCCCGAGGCCACCAACAUGGGGGCAGUGGUGUACCGGGUGCGGGCGGAGGACCGAGACUCGGGCUCCAACGGGCAGCUGAGCUACGACCUGGCGGGUGACGGCGGCGGCCAGCGCACCUUCAGCAUCGACCGCAGCAGCGGGGAGAUCCGCCUGGUCGGCUCGCUGUCCUACGAGAGCGUGCCGCGCUACGACCUGCUGGUGACGGCCAAGGACGGCGGGGCACCCCAGCUGAGUGCCACAUUCAUGCUGGUGGUGCACGUGCAGGCCGAGAACGACCAGGGCCCCGUGUUCGACACGCUCACCUACCGCGUGGAGCUAAAGGAGGGCACGCCCCUCAACACCCGCUUCCUGCAGGUGCGGGCACUGAGCAGGGAGGCCGCCGGGACAGGCGGCGGGGGUGCAGCUGGCACGACGCCCUCGGGCACACUGGCGUACCACCUCCGUCCGGAUGGGGACGCCGCUGGGUUCGGCAUCGCCCCUGACAGUGGGUGGCUGUUUGUGAAGAGCGCCCUGGACAGGGAGGCUAAGGACCUGUACCUGCUGACGGUGCUGGCCACAUCCGGCAGCGGGCAGCUGAAGAAGACGGGCAGCGCCACCGUGCGCGUGUCCGUGACGGACGAGAACGACAACGCCCCCCGUCUCACGCAGGAGCGGGCCUUCCUGGCCGUGCAGGAGAACCUGCCCCCGGGGACCGGAUUCGGGAGAGUGUCAGCCACUGACCGGGACGCCGGCCUGAACAGCCGUCUCACAUACCGCCUCCUGCACACAGACCGCAACUUCCAGAUCAACUCCCAGACAGGCGAGAUCAGCACCAGGACGGGUCUGGACCGGGAGCAUCAGUCCAGUUACCAGCUGGUGGUGGUGGUGCAGGAUGGAGGCACACCCCCACGCAGCGCCACAGGUACCGCCCACAUCACCGUCCUGGAUGUUAACGACAACGUCCCCUCCUUUACUCAGACCCAGCCCGGGAGAGAGCUGGUCAUGCAGGUGAUGGAGGGGCAGCCUUCUGGCUCUCUAAUUGGGACAGUGCUGGCCAAAGACCCAGACGAGGGGGAAAACGGCACCAUCUAUUUCUCUCUGACGGGUCCCAGGGCAGAGCGCUUCUCUCUCAACCCUAUCACAGGAGAGCUGCGCUCGUCCUCCCCUCUGAGUCACGCAGACAGAGCCGAGUACAACUUCACUGUGACCGCCACUGACCGAGGACUGCCCCCCAGGAGCUCCUCAACCACGCUGCGUGUACAGGUUCUCAGCUCUAGCAAGAGUACCCCCAACCCCAAUUCUUUCUCCAUGACAAUCAACUCAAUUGAAGGAGCCAAACCAGGAUCCAUCAUUGGCUCAGUUCGAUCACAUGAUCAGCAGCAGGUACCAGAGGCAGGUCAGGUGACCUACAUGGUGGUGGGAGGCACGGACCGGGACGGCACGUUUGUUGUGGAUCGUCUGACUGGGGACGUGUACCUGGCCCGGGAGCUGGACUACGAGCAGGGCGCCCGCUACACCCUGCAGAUCGAGGUGGACGACUUCUCCAAGGCCUAUCCCAGCAGCCACCUGGUCCAGCUGGACAUCGACGUGCAGGACAGCAAUGACCAUUCGCCCCAGUUCCCGGAGGAUCCGAUCACCGUUGUCAUCCCCGAGAACAUGGAGCCCGGCUCCUCCAUUUACACCUUCCAGGCUGUGGACAAAGACGGCAGCGGGCCCAACAGCGAGGUGCGCUACUCCAUCCUGCACCGCUGGCCCGAGGACUCCGACCUCCUGAUCCUCGACCCCUCCAGCGGAGUGCUGUCCUUGGGCCAGGCGCUGGACCACGAGGCCACCCCCUCUCUCUUCCUGGUGGUUCAGGCCACUGACUCCGCCCCCGACGCCAGCCAGCGCCACCGGGCCUCUGUCACAGCCCGCAUCUUUGUGACGGACGAGAACGACAACGCGCCUGUCUUCAGCUCACCCACGGCUGUCAGCGUGAUGGAGGACCAGCCCGUGGGCUUCGUGGUGCUCUACGUCAUGGCCCGGGAUGCCGACCAGGGGGAGAAUGGGCGCGUGUCCUACCGCAUCCAGGCUGGGAACUCUGGAGGGAAGUUCAAUCUCAAUCCCAACACUGGUUCCCUGUCUAUCCUCAAGCCCAUUGACCGCGAGGAGCAGGAACUCUACAACCUAACCAUUGUUGCAGAGGAUCAUGGGAUGCCUCCGCAUUCCACUUCCCAGCUCUUGUCAGUCCACGUGAUCGAUGUCAACGACGAGGCACCGUGGUUUGAGCAGAGCGAGUUUGAAGCCCAGAUCUUUGAGAACCAGCACCCCAGAGCCACGGUGCUGACAGUAACGGCCUCUGAUCGGGACCAAGGGACCAAUGGCCUCGUGACCUAUGGAGGCAUCGCAGAGGAGGGCUUCACCAUUGAUCCGGUGACAGGUGUCGUGUCGGCCACCAGGGUACUGGACAGGGAGGUCCAGGACCACUACACUUUGACAGUGUACGCCAAAGACGGCGGCCUGCCGCCAAACUUUGCCAAGGCGACGGUGCGGAUCACUGUGCUGGAUGAGAAUGACAACAGCCCGGCCUUUGGGAGGCCUCACUACAGCCUGGAAGUGCCUGAGAACCUGGAGCCCGUGGAGCUGUUCACCCUGAGGGCCACCGACCAGGAUGCCGGGGACAGCGGAGAGGUGGAUUACAGGAUCGUGGCUGGAGAUCCUGACGGUGACUUCCACCUGGACAGCAGUUCAGGUGUGCUGUCCACCUCCCGGCCCCUAGACAGGGAGAGGAAGGCCAGGUACGCGCUGACCGUGGUGGCCCGGGACCAUGGAGCACCUUCCCUCAGCAGCACGACCACCAUGGAGGUGACCGUCCUGGACGUCAAUGACAACAGCCCCAGGUUCGAGAGCGGCAGCUACUCUGUGGAAAUCCCCGAAGACGCGGCCGUGGGGUCGCUGGUGCUGGAGGUGACGGCCAGCGACGAGGACGAGGGCUCCAACAGCCAGGUGCUGUACUUCCUGAGCAGCGAGUCGCGGGGCAUGUUCUCGGUGGACGCCAGCACGGGCCGGAUCACCACGGCGGCGGCACUGGACCGUGAGAAGCGAGCCGCCUACAGCUUCCUGGUGUGCGCUAUGGACUCCUCCCCUGCCAACCCCCGCAACACCACGGCACAAGUGACUGUCCAUGUCCUCGACGUGAACGACAAUGCGCCCUUCUUCGUCCAGGACCCGCUCAUCAUCAACGUGUCCAGCGGGAGCCUGUCCAGCCAUCAGGUGGUGGCCACGAUGAGGGCUGAGGACAAGGACUUUGGGGCCAACGGCUCUGUCUUCUACCGUUUCGCCACCCCCGUCAGGGGCUUCACCAUCAACUCCCUGACGGGGGACAUCCAGGUGACAGAGAGGCUGCAGUCCCUGACCCAGAGCCAGCGGACCCUGAUCGUGGAGGCCAUGGACCAGGGCACGCCCUCCCAGUCAUCCCUGGGGGUGGUGGUCAUCUAUGUCAAGGAGCAAGAGUACAGGGGCAUUCGCUUCUCUCGCAACACCCGGGACGUAAGCAUCCAGGAGAACGCAGCCAAAGGUACCGCUGUGGUGCAGAUCCAGGCACAGUACCCUGAUGGCUCUCGCAGUGGUAUCAGCUACAGCAUCUUCAGCGGCAACCGACUGCAGUCCUUCAGCAUCAGCACCACCACAGGUGAGAUCUGGGUACAGAGCUCCACUGGCCUGGACUUUGAGGAGACCCCUAGACUCCGCCUAGUGGUGAAGGCCGAAACUGCAUCCUCCAGCUCCUUCAUGGCAGUCAAUCUGAUCCUGCAGGAUGUCAACGACAACCUGCCCCGCUUUCAGCUGCAGAAUUACAUUGCAUACAUUCGGGAGGCACAGGGCUACGAUUUCCCCAUCAUACAGGUUCUGGCCGACGACCUCGACCAGGGUCAGAACGGUCAGGUGACCUACUCCAUCAAGUCAUCCUCCAUGAGCGGCCUCUUCAAGAUCGACCCCCUGACAGGCAGCAUCACCACAGCGGCUAUCAUGGACAGAGAGAUCUGGACGCAGACAAAGCUCGUUGUGACGGCAACGGACAGAGGCAGCCCCCGAUUGGCCGGCUCCGCCACCCUGACAGUGAUCAUUGUGGACCUCAAUGACAACAGUCCCACAAUUCCCAUGCCUCGUGAGAUCCGCGUGCCAGAGAACACCCUAAUUGGAACAGAGAUCACACAGGUGACAGGUAACGAUGUGGACUCGGGCCCCGCCCUCUCCUACACCCUGCAGCUGGACCCCCACUCCCAGGGGAAGUUUGGGAUACACCGGUAUGGAGGAGGGGUGUCCCUGACAGCCCCACUGGACUUUGAGGAGAGGACCUGGUACACUCUGACUGUUCGCUCCUCGGACUCCAGGCACCAGAGUGAGGCCAACCUGACAGUGCUGGUGGAGGACGUGAAUGACAAUGCGCCCGUCUUCACCCAGGACCUGUAUCAGGUUACGUUGCUAGAGCAUUCUCCUCCUGGCAGUCCGGUCAUCACGGUGACUGCCACAGACCGGGACUCGGGGGAGAAUGGGAAGAUCACCUACAGAGUGAUGUCAUCGACCAGAGACGGCUUUUACAUCGACCCUAGCAAUGGCACCCUGUUUUUCACCCAGAGGGUUGAGUUUGACUCCAAGCGCCCCUCGAUCAGUGUGGUGAUCGAAGCUCGGGAUGGAGGCACCCCGGCCCUGUUCGCCAUCACCACCGUCCAGGUGCACGUGUCUGACGUCAACGACAACGCCCCCAUCUUCCACCAAUCAGAAUACAGGGCCACUGUGUCCGAGGACGGCCUCCCUGGAUCAACCAUCCUGACCCUGGAGGCGGUGGACGGGGACCUGUCGCGGGAGAACUGUGGCUUCGACUUCGCCAUCGCCAGCGGAAACACGGGCAACGCCUUCCAGAUUGAGAGCAGCGUGCACUUCCUGGAGGGGCGGGGCUUCCAGACGGUGGGCACCCUGAUCCUGGCGGAGCGGCUGGACUACGAGACCGUGGCGCACUACAACCUCACCAUCGUGGCCUCGGACCGCGGCGUCCCCCAGCGCAGCUCCAGCGUGUCGGCCGUGAUCGCCGUCACCGAUGCGAACGACAACCCGCCAGUCUUCGGGCGCGCCGAGUACAGCGUGGCGCUCAGCGAGGGGGUGGCAGCGGGCACCGAGAUCCUGCGUUUGACCGCCACCGACCCAGACUCCACCCCCAACGCCGAGGUCCAAUACGCCAUCAGCUCGGGGGAUGAGACAGAGCUCUUCUCCAUCGACCGCUGGACGGGAGCCCUGCGGUUGCAGCGGCCUCUGGACCGCGAGAAGCAGUCCUCCCACAUGGUCAUCGUCCAAGCCUCGGAUGGCCGCGGUCACUACGCCCUGGCCCCCGUCACCGUGGAAGUGAAGGAUGUGAACGACAACAGGCCCUACUUUCCUCUGAAGAUGCUGACUGCCAGCAUUCGCGAGAACCAGCCCCCUAACAGCCCCGUCACCAUCCUCCACGCCAUUGACUAUGACAAAGGUAUGUACGGCCAGCUGAGAUACUUCAUGGUGGACAAGUCUGGUGAAGGGAAGGAUUCCUUCUUUGUCAACCAGACCUCAGGGGAGGUCCGGGCCCGCUUGACGUUUGACUUCGAGAAAGUGGACUCUUUCAACUUUGUUGCCCUGGCGAUGGACAUGGGCAACUACUCUGCGACAGUGACGGUGCAAGUCUACGUGACUGGAGAAGAUGAGUAUGACCCCGUCUUCACCUCCUCGGAGUUCUCCUUCCUGGUACCCGAAGGAGCCAAGAAAGGACAGAGCAUCGGACAAGUGCAAGCCAUUGACGAGGACGGAGGCCUGGAUGGAAUCGUCCUCUACUCUUUCGCCAACAGCUCACCCUACUUCGAGGUGAACAAGACAUCGGGCGUGAUCUUCCUGAAGAUGGACAGCUCUGGCAGGCACAGCGUGUCGGGUCGCUCCAAGAGAGAGGCCCGGCAGAUGACCCUGGACGUGACCGCUCACAGUCCUCUGGAGACGUCACGGGUGGCCACCGCCCACCUCACGAUUGACGUCACGCAUACCUCCUUCGGCCUGGCGUCGGACGUCAACAUUCUGCUCAUCAGCGUGGUGGCGGCUUCCCUCGGCGCCAUCGUCAUCUUGAUCAUCAUUGCCGUGGCGCUCUUCCUGGUGAAAUCCAGGCGGCGGAAGAAGGAGGAGGAGGCCUGCAACCGGGCUCCGCCCCCGGGCACGGUCCUGCAGAAGCUGGACGAGUCCAGAGUGACGGGGGGCGAUCGGAUCUACCACCAGACCCUGCCCGGUUACGCCAGUGAUCAGAGCGGGACAGGCGGGGGGUCCUACACACGGGGGGGAUCCCUGGACCCCUCCCACUCCAGCGGGCGGGGCUCGGCAGAGGCGGAGGCGGCUGAGGAUGACGAGAUCCGGAUGAUUAAUGAGUACCCACGUGUCGCCAGCAUAUCCUCCUCCAUGCAGGAGCACAUCUCCGCCCGGGGCCCGGACUCCGGCAUCCAGCAGGACGCCGACCAGCUGUCUGACAUCUCUUGCGAGCCGGGAAUGGAGGCGGGCCAGUGGUUCAAGGGGAAGAAGCUAGGCAGCCUCACUGGGACCCUGCUGUCCGGCCAACACCCCAUCUACCGGGAUGAGGGCGGUGGAUACCUGGGUGUGGGCAGAGGGCUCAGCAUCUCCCAACCCAAGGAUUACGCCUUCCCAGAGGAUGGGAAGCCCUCGGUGGACGGCUCCCUCACCGCCAUCGUGGCCAGCGACGAGGAGCUGCGCGGCAGCUACAACUGGGACUACCUGCUCAACUGGUGCCCCCAGUUCCAGCCCCUGGCCAACGUCUUCACGGAAAUCGCCCGGCUCAAGGACGAGAGUGCGCCCCCGAACCCCCGCAGGCCCUUCCAGCCCAAGGCCAAGGCCGACCCCAAGCCGCGAAUCGACCCGCCGCCCCUCAUCACCUCCGUGGCGCACCCGGGGGCCAAGUCGGUCCCCCCGAAGCCCGCCGUCGGGCGGACGUUCCCCCACCUGGCGUCCCUGCGGCGCUCGCCCAUCAGCCACGAGGGCUCCAUCUCCUCGGCGGCCAUGUCGCCUAGCUUCUCCCCGUCCCUCUCGCCGCUGGCGGCCCGCUCACCGGCCGUGUCCCCCUUCGGGGUCACCCAGGGCCCCUCGGCGUCCAUGAUCAGCACGGCUGAGCACUCUCUGGAGCAGAGCGAGGAGGCCGAGCUGAGGAUCUGA